AUGAAUCAAUUUAAGGAUGUUUUCCUGGGUUUAACACGUCCAGCGGCGACAAAAGUUGCAAAUUAUCAAAAAUGCAUUCGUGUAGGUGGAAAACACAACGAUUUAUCACAAGUCGGAAAUGAUGGAAGUCAUCAUUCAUUUUUCGAAAUGCUUGGAAAUUGGUCAUUCGGUGAUUAUUUCAAGAAAGAAGCUUGUAAAAUGUCAUGGAAUCUUCUUACCGAUGUCUACAAUUUACAACCGGAAAGACUCUACGUGACGUAUUUCGGUGGUGACGAAUCUUUAGGUUUGGGACCCGAUUUGGAGGUACGAGAAAUUUGGCGGGAAAUCGGGAUUAAAGAAAAUCACAUUUUACCUUUUGGUUCAAAAGAUAAUUUUUGGGAAAUGGGUACCAUCGGUCCAUGCGGAGUUUGUACCGAAAUACAUUAUGAUCAUGUUCCAGGAAGAAAAGACGUUGGAAAUUUCGUUAACGCUGAUAGAGAUGACGUCACUGAAUUGUGGAACAUUGUUUUCAUGCAGUACAACAGGAAUGAAAAUAACGAACUUGUUAAGUUAGGAAAACAUUUUGUUGAUACGGGUAUGGGAUUUGAAAGGCUCGUGGCAACACUUCAGGGGAAAACAUCAAAUUACGACACGGAUCUUUUUUUACCUUUAUUCGAAGGAAUAAGAAAAUAUUCCAAACAUGGCGGAUAUACCGGAACCUACGACGUACGAGAUUCAAUAGAUUCAUCAUAUAGAAUAAUAGCUGAUCAUGGAAGAAUGAUAUCUGUCGCUUUAAGUGAUGGAAUGUUACCCAAUCAUCAAAAUAAAGUUAGAACAAUAAUAAGAAAAGCGUUGAGAGUAUCGAAAAAAUCAUUUAAUUGCGAUUCGGGACUUUUGAAAAAUGUUACAAAUUAUGUUGCGGAAACUUUAGAGGAUGCAUAUCCGCAAAUAGGAAAACAUCUUUCGAAAAUUCAUUUUAUAAUAGAACAAGAAGAGAAAAUAUUUAAAGAACAACAAAAUGUCGCAUUGAAAAAAUUUAAAAAAUAUAAAAAUAUUUUUCCGAAAAUAAAAAACGAGGAUAUUGAAGAUAAUCCGAAUUUGAUUUCCGGUCUUGAAUUAUUUAAAAAAUACAUAAAAGAUGGUAGAAAAAAAUUAUUAGAUGAAGAUGUUUGGAUUUUAUACGACACGUACGGAUUAUCUCCGGAAAAUACAAAAAAAUUAUCACAAAUUUUGGGUCUCGAUUUCGAUGAGUCUUCCUAUGAAAAUUAUGAAAAUAAUAAAAAAAAAAACGAAAUGAAAAAAUUAGAAAAAAAAAUAUACGAUGAAAAACAUGAGGGUGACGUCAUAGAAUCAAAAACGCAACAAAAUUUCAAUAUGGCGGACGACGUCGAACUUACAACAAAAGAUUAUUUUAAAUACGAAUAUAGAAUCGAUGGAUCGGAUAAAUAUUUAUUUUUAAAUCAACCGACUUCCGUUUUAGCAAUUAUUAUCAACGGAAAAUAUCACGAUAAAAUAUCGAUAAACGAUUUUAACGGAAAUGAAAUCGGUUUGGUUUUGGAUAAAACGCAAUUAUUUUCCGCGGAAAAAAAUAGAAAUUCGGAUUUAGGAUAUUUAAUUUUUGAUAAUAAUGAUAUUUUAUUCGAUGUGAAAAAAGUUUGUAAAUUUGGAAAUGGCGUCGUUCAUUACGGAUCAUUUACAAAAUAUCCAAGGAAUGCCGAAAUGGGGAUUCACGACACGGGGAUUUUAAUAUUAAACGAAAAUGUGAGAUUGAAUUUGAUGAAAAAUCACACGUGUCUUAAUUUAUUAAAAGGUGGAAUUAGGGAAAAAUUUCCUUUGACAUGUGAAAAAAAUUCAAUGGUCAAUCCUGAUAGUUUUACGUUAGAUUUAAUGGUUUAUAAAUUUAAAUUUGCAUUAAACGACAUAUUGGAUUUGGAAAAUUUUGUUAGGAAAAUGAUAAAAGGAGAUGUUAGCGUUAAUAGAAAACCUUUAAAUCAUUUACAAUUUUAUUAUUUAUGGGAAAAUAUUUAUUUUAAACCUGGAAUUAGUUUGAUUGAAUCUGAAAUUCCUCUCAUCGAAAUAAAUAACGGUUUUACGUUGAUAAGAGAAGUUUGUAAUGGAGCACACGUUUUAAGAACGUCUCAUUUAGAAGAUUUUACAAUAUUAAAAUUGAAAAAAAUUUCAUAUGGAGUUCAUAGGAUGGAAGGAUUAACUGGGAUCCAUGCGAAACAAAUAAGAGAAAAUGAUUUGAAAAUGGAUAAAAAAUGGAAAAUAUUAAAAGGACAAAUGGAAAAGGAUAUCGUUUCUGAUAAUUUAAAAAAAAUAACGGAUAUUAUGGAUGAAAUAAAUUCAAUGGAAUUGUCAUACGUGACCAAAUGUAAACUUUUAAACGAAAUGAACGUGGAAAAAGGAAAAAAGGAAAAAGAGGGAAAAAGGAUUUUAAUUGAUUAUUAA
This is a messenger RNA of Pediculus humanus corporis (human body louse), 2430 nucleotides long. RefSeq names its product alanyl-tRNA synthetase, putative. Gene Ontology annotation, cellular component: mitochondrion; cytoplasm. The transcript has 12 exons. The record is from RefSeq and is a predicted model, not a curated record. Gene Ontology annotation, molecular function: alanine-tRNA ligase activity; nucleic acid binding; amino acid binding. Gene Ontology annotation, biological process: tRNA modification; alanyl-tRNA aminoacylation. The coding region runs from base 1 to 2430 and encodes 809 amino acids. NCBI's taxonomy places the organism in Eukaryota, Metazoa, Arthropoda, Insecta, Psocodea, Pediculidae.